Molecule: messenger RNA, 1719 nt
Organism: Fusarium coffeatum
Lineage: Eukaryota; Fungi; Ascomycota; Sordariomycetes; Hypocreales; Nectriaceae
Exons: 1
Coding region: 1-1719 (572 amino acids)
Biological process (GO): transmembrane transport
Cellular component (GO): membrane
Molecular function (GO): transmembrane transporter activity
Source: RefSeq, a predicted model, not a curated record
AUGUCGUCUCCCGCCCGCGACGACGCCCAGGCUUCGCGCCUCGAUGCCGAUCAAAUGUCCACGCGCAGCUCAGUCUACGCCUCAGACAACGACACGGAUUCUACCGAGACACGCAUCCAGCGCAAUAAAGAAAAACAAACUGUUCGACUCAUCGCCUUCAUUUCGGCCAAUAUUAUCGCCCUCGCUUGCGGUUCCAUCGUCGUAUUCUCCCUCUACGCGCCUCUUCUACAGUCCCGUCUACACUAUUCUCAGUUCCAGGUCAACGCUGUAGCCAUCGCAGGCUCUGUCGCCUUGUACCUUCCUAUUUCGGGCGUCGGAUAUAUAUGUGAUCGCGUUGGUCUAAAACCGCUUGCACUCGCAGGAGGAAUCCUGUUCGGCAGCGGUUAUGGAAUUGCAGCGGGUGUAUAUAGGAAGUUGGACUUGGAGUACCGCAGUCAUCCUGGAUAUCGGGUUAAUGGCGACUGGUCGCUUCCAUUCUUGAUGUUCUCGUUUGUCUGCGUUGGUGUGGCGACUUGCUGUCUUUACAUGGCUGCUGUGUCGUCGUGCGCAAAGAACUUUGGAAAAGGUCGAUACAGAGGUUUGGCGCUCGCUACACCGAUUACUUGUUUUGGGCUGAGUCCCAUGUGGCUGAGUCAAGCGGGAACCCGACUGUUCUCCGAGCCGCGAUCAGACGGUGGGAGGGGCGAUUUGGAUGUAUACCGCUAUUUCAUCUUCCUCGCUAUCCUCACCUUUUCCAUGGGUAUUCUUGGUACCUUUACACUGCGUAUUGUAGAUGAAGAUGAGCUUAUUGAUGAGGCUAUCGAGGAGCUGGAACAGAGCGGACUGCUGGACGGUAGCUCUUUGCUCAGCCGGACCGAGCGGAACUAUGGUGCAACUGGUGAAGAAACAGAGACCUCGGCACUACUUGAAGCAUCGAAAGAUGAAGCCAAGUGGAAGAAGAACUGGGUUCUCAACGCUGAAACGCGUUCCUUCCUUGCUGACCGCACGAUGUGGCCAUUUGCCCUCGCUUUCUUGCUCAUCGUUGGACCAGGCGAGGCUUUUAUAAACAACCUUGGUACGAUCAUCGGGACGCUUACGCCGCCAGAAAUGGAGGGCUUGAGUCAUCGUACUUCUGCGGCGACACAUGUGUCUAUCUUUGGUGUAACCAACACUGCUUCGCGAAUCUUCAUUGGUACUCUGACAGAUUUACUGGCACCCUAUCCCCAGACACAGCAUGUUCAAGGGCCACAGACUCGUUCGGCAGUGAGCAGCCGCUUCUCCAUUUCCCGAGUCGCAUUCAUGGCAUUUUUCGCCAGCAUGCUUUCCAUUGGCCUUCUCAUUCUCGCCUCAGGUCUGGUACAGAACCAUGCUGAGCGCUUCUGGCUUGUCUCUGGUCUUGUUGGCGCAGGUUAUGGAGCUAUCUUUAGUCUUACACCUCUCAUUGUGACGAUUAUCUGGGGCGUUGAGAACUUCGCUACCAACUUUGGCAUCAUUGGCAUGCUUCCCGCUGCCGGAUCAACAUUUUGGGGACUCGUCUACUCAGCAACGUACCAGAACGGAGCCAACAACUCAAAGGCCGCGCCUGGUGGUGAAGACCGGGGCGAUUUGUUCUGCUACGGAGAGCAGUGUUAUGCUCCGACGUACUGGGCUGAGACCAUUACAGUGUGGGUUGCAGUUGGAUUAUUGCUCUGGGCUUGGAAGGGCAGAGGCGGUUGGGCGCAGCGUGGAAUCAUCAUCUAG